This is a messenger RNA of Caenorhabditis elegans, 1270 nucleotides long. RefSeq names its product Actin (gene act-5). The record is from RefSeq and is marked reviewed. The transcript has 3 exons. Gene Ontology annotation, biological process: cytoskeleton organization. Gene Ontology annotation, cellular component: cytoskeleton. Lineage: Eukaryota; Metazoa; Nematoda; Chromadorea; Rhabditida; Rhabditidae. The coding region runs from base 1 to 1128 and encodes 375 amino acids.
AUGGAAGAAGAAAUCGCCGCCCUCGUUGUCGACAAUGGAUCCGGAAUGUGCAAGGCCGGAUUCGCCGGAGACGAUGCUCCACGCGCCGUCUUCCCGUCCAUCGUCGGACGCCCACGUCAUCAGGGAGUGAUGGUCGGUAUGGGACAGAAGGACUCGUAUGUCGGAGAUGAAGCACAAUCCAAGAGAGGAAUCCUCACCUUGAAGUACCCAAUCGAGCACGGAAUCGUCACCAACUGGGAUGAUAUGGAGAAAAUCUGGCAUCACACAUUCUACAACGAGCUUCGUAUCGCCCCAGAGGAACACCCAGUUCUCCUUACCGAGGCUCCAUUGAACCCAAAGAGCAACAGAGAAAAGAUGACACAGAUCAUGUUUGAGACCUUCAACACUCCAGCCAUGUACGUCAACAUUCAGGCUGUGCUUUCCUUGUACGCUUCCGGAAGAACCACCGGAAUCGUUUUGGACACCGGAGAUGGUGUCACUCACACCGUUCCAAUCUAUGAAGGAUAUGCCCUCCCACAUGCCAUCCAACGUCUCGAUCUUGCCGGACGCGACUUGACCGACUACAUGAUGAAGAUCCUCACCGAGCGCGGUUACACUUUUACCACCACCGCCGAACGCGAAAUCGUCCGGGACAUCAAAGAGAAGCUUUGCUACGUCGCCCACGACUUCGAGUCCGAGCUCGCCGCCGCCGCCUCCUCCUCCUCCCUCGAGAAGAGCUACGAGCUUCCCGACGGACAGGUUAUCACCAUCGGAAACGAGAGAUUCCGCUGCCCAGAAGUCCUCUUCCAGCCUGCCUUCAUCGGAAUGGAAGGUGCCGGAAUCCACGAGACCACCUACCAAUCCAUCAUGAAGUGCGAUGUCGACAUCAGAAAGGAUCUCUACGCCAACACUGUUCUCUCCGGAGGUACCUCCAUGUUCCCAGGAAUCGCUGAUCGUAUGCAAAAGGAGAUUCAACAUUUGGCUCCAAGCACAAUGAAGAUCAAGAUUAUUGCUCCACCAGAGCGCAAGUACUCCGUCUGGAUCGGAGGAUCUAUUCUUGCUUCCCUCUCAACCUUCCAGCAAAUGUGGAUCUCCAAGCAGGAGUACGACGAGUCCGGCCCAUCGAUUGUUCACCGAAAGUGCUUCUAAGCUGAUUUUUUUUCAAAUUUUUUUUUUCAACAUGUGCCUUCCAUUUCUAGGCGAAACACGAUUUUACUUGACACAAAUUCCAUGAGAUACUUCAUUUUCUUUAUAUUUAUGGUUUCUUAACAUGAAUAAACUUGUUAGGACC